AUGGCAGAAAGUCUAAACGACUUUAUAGCAGGCUAUGUGAGCGGCGUAGCAGGUCUGCUAGUUGGGAAUCCUUUAGAUGUCCUGAAGGUCCGUCUACAAACGUAUUCGCCCGGAGUGUCAAAACCGUCUCUUUCAGCAAUGAUAAAGACAGAAGGUUUUACAUCCCUCUUUAAAGGUGUAGCCUCUCCGAUUGUAGGUCUUGCAUUCUUAAAUUCAAUUCUUUUCGCAUCAUAUGGUGGCAUCCUCCGGUUGUUUUCAACCCCUAAUGAUCAACCUACGUUGACAGAAGUAUAUAUUGCCGGGUUUGGUGCCGGUAUAGCCUGCUUUUUAGCAAGUACUCCCACAGAGCUCGUCAAGUGUAAAACGCAAGUAUUGCGAGAGGGAAAACAUAGAAAAGACAGUGUCCGAGAUCAAACAACCUCCUGGGCUGUAUUCAAGGCUGUUUUGAGGCGAGAAGGCAUAAGGGGCCUUUAUCAGGGCGGAUGGAUAACCAUUAUAAGAGACGCGCCAGGAUAUGCAGUGUAUUUCUGGACAUACGAAGGUUUGAAAAGGACACUGGGCGUCAAUCAAUCUUCGGGCCUCGAUGACAUUAGUAAUGUCUCCCGUCUUCUGUUUGCCGGUGGCAUGGCUGGACUUUUAUCCUGGGCAAGCGUAUACCCAUUAGACACCAUAAAGUCGCGGAUCCAAACGCAAAGCCAUUCUCCAUUAAUCAACAGAGAACAAGAAUCAAUGCGCCAUUCGAACCAACCACUGUUAGUCAAAAAACCCGCCCCUGAACCGUACAAGGGCGUAAUUGAUUGUAUAGUGCGAUCGUAUCGUGCAGAAGGCAUCCGUGUCUUCUUUAGAGGAAUGACGCCGACGCUGUUGCGUGCAUGGCCUGUUAAUGCGGUUACGUUUUAUGUAUAUGAAAUUAUGAUAAAAUGGUUGAAUAAUAAAUCAUAA
Molecule: messenger RNA, 942 nt
Organism: Paraglomus brasilianum
Lineage: Eukaryota; Fungi; Glomeromycota; Glomeromycetes; Paraglomerales; Paraglomeraceae
Source: the annotation of a GenBank genome assembly